CCAGGGCUAUGCAGGAAUGCCGUUGAAGAGUAGUCAAUUCGGUAAACCGCACGCGCUGACAUACGAGUUCGCGCUGCAGGCUCUGAAAACACAGAUGAACGACAAGACAGGACUAUCACUGGGGAAAGUGUAUGGUGUUGGUGACAAUCCUACGUCAGAUAUCCGCGGAGCUAACAAUCAGGCUUCAAUGUCGUCUGUCAUGGUAUGGGCUCG
Molecule: messenger RNA, 213 nt
Organism: Sphaeroforma arctica JP610
Lineage: Eukaryota; Ichthyosporea; Ichthyophonida
Exons: 1
Source: RefSeq, a predicted model, not a curated record